AAACUUGAAUGGCUGGCCAUCAAAUUCAGUAUAGUGGGGUUGCCUAUACAGAAUAUCCUUUAAAACAUAACAUCUUGUAUUUUAAGGAGACGAAUAGGCAACCGCAAGUGAAAUUAAUCUCCACCACGAUUUAAGAUAUGUAUAUUUAUAUCUUAAAUCGUGAUCUCCACUGACGAUAUAGUGUCUCCGAAAAAUUAUAAGUGUUUCCACGGUACUGUCGUAAGACAUAAUGUAUAUUUCGUAAACGGUAAAUUUUUGAAUCUAAAGACUGCACUGGUUGUUGCUCUGUGGUCAGACGGUGGAACAAUCGUCUGGUUGACAUGCUGGUAUUUUGGAGUGACAUUGAUAACAACUUCCACAACGUUGAUUAUUUUUAAAUAUGGAACAAUCUCGAGUCCAGUAUCUACAUCGGAAUACUAUACAGUAACAGCCUGCGCAGUGCUUACUUACCGGUUGCUACUUGCUUAGUUUUCGACUGCAUUGCUCGUAGAAGACCGUUCGUUUGCUAAAAAUUAAAAUACUAUUUAGAUAGUAAAUCAAUAAGUAUAAUACAUACUAUAACUGUUAAAUAUUCGUCUAAUAAUUUCUCGUUUCUAUUUAUUCGUCAAUUCACCUACUUGUCAGUCCGUCAAACAAUUGUUUCCGGCAUCAUCAUUGUCGAUCUUCGAAUUAACCAAGUUGGGAACUUACGUGCAUGUGUUAGAAGUUUUUUGCUUCAAACAGAAGUAAACUUUAAUUCAUAUCCAUGGAACUCAAAUCGGAUAUUAACCAACACACCGUUAUUGAAGAAGUCAAUAUAUUCUUAUUUGAUAUGCCUGAAGAGUAUUCUCUAGGACAUUGUGUGGCGAAAGAUAUGCGCAUGAGUGCUGGUAUCGCCAUAUAUUUCAAGAGAAAUUUUGGAAGAGUUGGCGAACUAAUGGACCAACGACCAAAUGUUGGUUCAGUAGCGUUUUUGCAACACAAUGAUCGAUUUAUUUACUAUUUAAUUACAAAGGAAUUUAGUAACGGUAAACCAUCAUAUAAUAGUAUAACUGCAGCAAUUACAAAAUUACGUGAUUUUAUUGUACAACACGAUGUUAAAAAAUUAGCCAUCCCACGUAUUGGUUGUGGUCUAGACAAAUUAGACUGGUCACUAGUAAGAGGCAUUGUUGAAAAUUUAUUUCAAAAUGUAGGAUGUACAAUCAAAAUUUGUCAUUUUACACAUAAUUUGUCAAAAGAGUCAGAAUUACUUCGAGUUGAACAUCCAAGUACUUUAAAAGUUCAUAAAGAUAUCAAAGAUAUAGAAAAGCGAGAAUUUGAAAAACUGAAUAUCAUAUUAUUUUGUCGGAAAACUACUUUACCGGUGUAUUGGGAUCAACAUUUUCAAUCAGUCAAUGAAAAAUACUGCUUUAAGUCACAAUACUAUAAAGACUAUGAGGCAGGUCUUGAAGUUGGUCAGUGUUUAUAUUAUAGCACAAUAGAUGCUUACAUAUUUAUUAUCAUAACAAACAAAAAUACAACAGAUUUUUCAUAUCAAAACUUGGAAAAAGGACUUGUAAAAAUAAAAAUGUUGAUCGAGAAUGAUCAGUGGCACCCAACAUUCAUCAUACACAGAAUGAAUAAUAUAUUUGAAGAUCUCUUUAAUAAAAAAGUUGUAUCCCUAAUAUGUUCAGCUUUUUUAGACUUGACUCCGUGUUUAAUUCUUCAAUUAAUAAGCAGUAAUUCUUAAACAAACAGAAGUAAAAAAAAUAUACUUUUGUUGAGUUUCAAAUUCACGGAACAGCAUACAUAGCAUAAAUGAAUGAUUUAUGUUGGUUGUAUUAAUUAUUACAUUUAUUUGUCUUGUUUUAUAAUUUGAAUUUGAAAAUUUUAGUAAAAUAUAGAGAU
Messenger RNA from Metopolophium dirhodum (rose-grain aphid), 1866 nucleotides. RefSeq lists its product as uncharacterized. The record is from RefSeq and is a predicted model, not a curated record. Lineage: Eukaryota; Metazoa; Arthropoda; Insecta; Hemiptera; Aphididae. The transcript is spliced from 5 exons. The coding region runs from base 746 to 1708 and encodes 320 amino acids. Gene Ontology annotation, biological process: peptidyl-glutamate ADP-deribosylation.